CCGUGAGAAACUGGGCUGGACCUCCGGUUCAGGGUGAUGGGGGAAGGUGGAAGAGCACCUAGCUCUUGGGCACAAAGACUUUGAGACUGACCUGCUUGCUUUUCCAUGAGCUGUUUAGACAAAUGCCAUGCAUAACUCAAGGCGCAGUCAGAGGAACACUUUCCUGCUCUUGGUUCUCGGUGUUAGGGUACUAAACGCUAGCUUGGGUGCAGCGCUGAUCGCGUUGUCAGUCCCAAAGAGCACAACAGAGCUCAUUAGUCUUGUCUGUCAAGCGCCUGACUAGAUUGCUGUGAUACCUUGAACAACCUUAUGUAUGUUUCUGUACACAGCCGCAGCUGUGGAAUCUGUCCGAGUGUCUUUUGUUCCCUUCUAGUGCAACAGUGAAAGGGCUAAAGAAGAAGCAUCUCAGAGUUUUGAGAAAUUAUUUCAUGUCCUGGAAGAGAAGAAGUCUGCAGCCCUUAGGGCAAUUGAAGCUUCUAAGACUUUAAGGCUGGAGAAAUUGCAAAUGCAAGCAGAAGAAUACCAGGGGCUCCUGGAAAAUAAUGGCCUUGUCGGAUAUGCCCAAGAAGUGCUUAAAGAGACUGAUCCAUCUUGUUUUGUUCAAACAGCAAAACAACUUCACGUCAGAAUCCAAAAAGCUACCGAAUCUCUGAAGAGCUUCAGGCCAGCAGCUGGAGCUACUUUUGAAGACUUUGUGGUGGACAUCGCCAAGCAAGAAGAGAUCCUUGGUGACUUGUCUUUCCAUUCCAAUGGUCUGGAAAUACCAGAGAUCAAUGAAGAGCAAAGCAGAAUAUACAACCAAGCUCUGAUCAGCUGGGAAUGCCCUGGGAAUGUCGACUCGGCUGAUAUCUAUGUCCUUGAAUAUCGUAAGCUUAAUAGAGAAGACGAGACUGAGAUGUGGCAGGUCGAAGUUUGCAGCAAGAGCAAAGUAAUAUCUGAUCUUGAUGAUGACAGCAGCUAUGCCUUUAGAGUUCGUGGAUAUAAAGGCUCCAUCUGUAGCCCUUGGAGCCGAGAAGUUGUUUUGCGUACUCCUCCAGCUCCAGUUUUCAGUUUUCUUUUUGAUGACAAAUGUGGGUACAACAGUGAACAUCUCCUGCUGAACCCAGGAAGAACCUCUGUGGAGAGCAGGGCUGGAUUUCCUCUGCUGCUGGGAUCUGAGCGCGUGCAGGUCGGAUGCUACACAACCUUGGAUUACAUCAUUGGUGACACUGGGAUUGCCAAAGGGAAGCACUUCUGGGCUUUUCACGUGGAAGCCUAUUCAUACCUGGUGAAAGUGGGAGUUGUUUCUAGCCACAAGAUAAAUAAAUUGUUCCAUAAUAGCCAUGACGUGACCAGCCCAAGAUACGAGCAAGACAGUGGUCAUGACAGUGGGAGUGAAGAUACCUUCUCUGACUCAUCGAAGCCUUGUACUCUGGUCACUUUAGGCAUGAAGAAGUUCUUCAUCCCCACGACACCUGCUGCCCCCAAGGAUCCAGCAAGCAGAAUCCUUCCCCUGCCAUCGUGCUUGGGCAUCUGCCUUGAUUGUGACAAUGGCAAGGUGGGGUUUUAUGACGCAGACCGCAUGAAAUGCCUUUAUGAGUGCAAGGUGAACUGCUCUGGCAUAAUGUACCCAAUGUUUGCCUUAAUGGGUGGCGCAGCCAUUCACCUUGAGGAAGCUGUCACAGCGAAGUAUGAGGAGUACCACGACAACGUUUAGUGCAGUAACCUCUUUCUAUUGCUGCUCUGAGAUGGAGAAUGACGGCAGGAGAGCUCUACCUUGUCCCGAUUAAUUAUGUUCUACAUAUAUGUUGCUCACAAGUCUCUCUGUCAUGUCUUUUUUAAACGCGUUGUCCAGACACUUCCCACACCAGUGUGAACUGUUCUGGGAACUCUCCUGCCUUUCUCGUGAUCUGUGUGAUGCUGUUCUCUACGGACUUUCUUGGCAGGAGGAAGCAGGAAAGAAGUUUAACUAGCAACCAAGAUCACUCCUCAUGGGUAGAAAUCUGCCUUCUAUGUAACUUAAAUUCUUACGUAGUCAGUUUUGCACUUAAUGAACAAAGCUGACAGCGUGUGAUUGCUGUUCUCCUUUUAAGAUACCUGCCUGAAAUGCCUCUGAGGGAUCAAACGCCUUCCAAAUAACCCCAGAGCACCGGGGUUGGGCCUUUCAGCACGAAAAAUUAUACACCAGACAGAAGUCGGAACUGCAUAUGAACGUUUAGCUUGUAUUUGGAAAGAGAAGGGUAAACUAGAAUACGAUUGCAUGUCAUAUACCUUUGAUGUGGCUGUAAGCUAGAACUCUGACACCUGGCGUCAUGCAGUUGGUGGCAUAAUGAUAAGUUUCUUUACUCUUCUGGGCUUUUACUAUAGGCUGUAAACAAUAGAGUGCAAUUCUACUUGAAGUACAGAAUUCAAUGUCCAAAAUCAAAGGUGUUUGCAUGUGUGAGUAGUUGUACCUGGUAUUUAGGCAAAAGCAAAUGAGUUCUUGACAUCAGUUGUAAUAUGUGAACGUUAAAUAAUCAGGUAUUUCUUAAUUUUUUUUAUCUAGUAGCAGCUUGUUUUUCUAGUAAGAAUGUAAAAAAUGCACUGAUUAAGUUAUGAGACCCUAUUUCUGCCUUAAAGGAUGUCUCCCCUCAAAUUUCUGUUCCUGUCAUGUUAAAAACUAUCCCACGGUAGUUCUUCAUAGAAACACAGAACUACAGAUCGGUUUGGGUUGGAAAAGACCUUUCAAAAUCAUCUAGUACAACCCCCUGCCAUGGGCAGGGAUAUCUUUCACUAGAUGAAGUUGUUCAAAGCUCUCUUCAACCUGACGUUGAGCACUUCCAGAGAUGGGACAUCCACAGCUGCUCUGGGCAGCCCGUUCCAGGGUCUUCCCACCUUCAGUGUUAGAAAUGUCUUCCUUAAAUCUGAUCUAAACACACCCUUGUUACCUUUAAAACCGUUGCCCCUGGUCCUGGCUUUACCAAGGCCUGUAGAAAGUUUCUCUCCAUCAUUCUUGCAAGCCCUCCUUAUCUACGGAAAGGCCACAGUGAAGUCUCCCUGGGGCCUUCCCUUCUCCAGGCUGAGUAAGGCCAACUCUCUCAGCCUUUCCAGGGUGUUCCAGCCUUCUGAUCAUUUCUGUGGGCCUCCCCUGGACCUGCUUCACGCUGGGGGCCUCAGAGCCAGAUGCAAUACUCCGCGUGGGGUCUUAGGAGAGCAGAGUGGGAGAAUCCACUCCCUUGCCCCUCUGGCCACCCAGCAGCCCAGGAUGCAAUUGGCUUUCUGGGCUGUGGGUGCGCAUCGCUGGUACAAGUUCGAUUUUUCACCCACCGGGAUGUCCAAGUCCUUCUCUGCAGGGCUGCUCUCCAUCCCCAGUCUGUAUUGAUACCAGGAGGUUGCCCUGACCCGGGUGCAGGACCUUGCGCUUGGCCUCGGUGAACCUCAUGAGGUUCACAUGGGCACACUUCUCAAGCCUGUCAUGGUCCCUCUGGCGACUGAACUGCUCAGCUUGGUGUCAACUGCAGACUUGGUAAGGGUGCACCAAAUCCCACUGUCUGCUCUUAGUGGAGGUACUACCAGUGCCAGUAGAAACCCCUCCCUGAGGGACACCACUUGUUCCUGGUUUCCACUUGCAUGCUGAGCUGUUGACUAUAAAACUCUUUGCCCAUGGCCACCCAGGCAGUUCCUGCUCCAUCCAUCAAGCCCAUCCCUCUCAAAUUUAGAGGGAAGAAUGUUGUGGGGGAUCAUAUCAAAGGCCUGACAGCAGUCCAGGUAUAUGUCAUCGGUAGCUCUUCCCUUGUCCGCUGAUGCAGCCACUCCACCACAGAAGGCCACUAGAGGAGUCAGGCACAAUUUGCCCGUGGUGAACCCUUGCUGGCUGUCGCUAAUCACCUCCCUGUCUUCCGUGGGUUUUGAGAUGCCUUCCAGGAGGAUCCGUCAUGUGCUCUUACUGGCCACAGCGGUGGACUGCAUCUGUCGAUAGAAAUCUCUGUGAAAAAACAUGGGGGUUACUUGCACUGUUAACUUGUGGUGUGGAAAAAUCAGGAUCUAAAGUGACGGAUGUUUCUAAUACAUACUCGGUGCUUUCUAAUUUGGGGAUAUGCUUUCUAAUUUGGGGAUAGUGUUGCGUCUUGAUGAGUGUGUGUGAGAAGUAUGCUUACUAAGUACAUGUAUACAGCUGUAGAGCUAUGAAAUGGGACCUGAAAAAUCACAACACACUUAGAAGAAUGUAGCUCAUAAUGCAAAACCUUUGUGCCCUUUGCUGUCUGAACUGUCGCACUGACCUGACCCAGAGCCCACCCCUCCCAGUGUCCGCUCUCCCAGGCCUCUGCCUGGUGGCCCCUGUCACCUCUAAUCGGCAGGAACGGUAUCUGGCCAAAAUGCCAUCCGUGCCAAGGUGAGCACGACAGCCCUGUCGGGGCUAGAAAGGCCCAGCAAGGGCACCUUCUUGUUGGGGUCUCACCCGCAAAUGUUUCUGCCUUAGUGAGGCUGUGUGGAAGCCUGCUGCACAGCUUCGUUGUGUGCUUGUAUGAGAAGCACUUGGGCGUCCCAGGCAGCAGCGGGGAAGCAGUGGGUAUCUCCUGGAACUUUCUCCUGCAGGAGAAAUGGCAAAUUGUCCCUCGUUACUUAUCCUGUGGGUCAUUGAUUUUUGUAAAAGGUGGUUAUCGUAGCCUUUCUUUCCCACUAUGCCCUCCCCUUCACAUUUCCUCCUGCUGUACUGGUAACCAUCCUGCUACCCCUCUUUCUCCUCUCACCUUCUGAGGCUG
This is a messenger RNA of Falco peregrinus (peregrine falcon), 4721 nucleotides long. RefSeq names its product E3 ubiquitin-protein ligase TRIM36-like. Gene Ontology annotation, molecular function: protein binding. The transcript is spliced from 5 exons. The coding region runs from base 506 to 1696 and encodes 396 amino acids. NCBI's taxonomy places the organism in Eukaryota, Metazoa, Chordata, Aves, Falconiformes, Falconidae. The record is from RefSeq and is a predicted model, not a curated record.